ACCAAACAGUGCCAAUAACGCCACAGUCGCCUCGUCUUCUUCCUCAGCUGUGAAACGUGGUCUCCGGGCGAGAAGAAGCCGUCUUCUUCAUCAUACAAAGAAAGAAAUAAAUAAACACAAGAGCAAGAGAAACCCCCCUCCUUGUCUUGAACAAAAUUCCCGGCUUUCUUCACGCAUUGAUUCAAGCUCUGUGCUUUGGAAGAUCGGAGAGCAGAAAUGGCCACUUUUGGAGGAACAACUCAAAAGUGUAAAGCCUGUGAGAAGACAGUUUACUUGGUGGAUCAGCUUGCUGUUGAUGGCAAAGUCUAUCACAGGCCUUGCUUCAGGUGCCACCACUGCAAGGGCACCCUCAAGCUUGGUAACUACAGCUCGUUUGAGGGUGUCCUGUACUGUAAGCCUCACUUCGAUCAAUUGUUUAAGAUGACGGGCAGCUUGGACAAAAGUUUUGAAAGUGCUCCAAAAACUGUGAGAGUCAACAGAUCUGCAUAUCAGGGCCACAACAACAGCAAAGUUUCAAGCCUUUUUGCGGGAACUCAAGACAAGUGUGUUGCAUGCAAGAAAACUGUUUACCCUAUCGAAAAGGUGGCGGUUGACGGCAAGUCGUAUCACAGGCCGUGUUUCAAGUGCGCUCGUGGAGGCUGCGUGAUCAGCCCGUCGAACUACGUGGCACACGAGCAUCGGCUCUACUGCAGGCACCACCAUUCCCAGCUUUUCAAGGAGAAGGGAAACUUCAGCCAACUCGACAAUCACUGACAAAGGGGUUGGUGUGAACGUAGCAUCUGCUCGAUGCAAUGGGCGUUGAAUCAACAGCAGGCUUCUGAACAGAGCCAGAGAUUCAAUCAGAGGGCUGUCGCUUGUGUAUCCUUUUUGACAAAAGAGUCUUCAUACUGUUUGUUUUGGUUGCAAAAUUUGAAGAGUUGAGCUACUGAAUGAAUAAGAGAGGUUGGAAAUUGAGGCUUUUACGUGUUCUUUUAGCCCCCAUUAAUAAACCUUUGUGUUAGCUCAAACUCAAAGGCUCUGCUUUGUGCUUUGCCUACUCCUGCCAGAUCAAUCUCCAUUGACGAGUCCUUAGUUUUGCUUCUUUGAUAUAAUGGGGCCACCUUUGUCAUUCUUUGAACAUCUAGCUAGAGAGUUUUCGACAUUUUGUUUGUGGUUUAAUGUUAUUGUUUAAUGCAAAUUUGUACUCUACUUUUUGACCACUUUAUAUGUCAUUUCUAAUAAGUU
Diospyros lotus (date-plum) is the source of this 1224-nucleotide messenger RNA. RefSeq names its product LIM domain-containing protein WLIM1-like. Gene Ontology annotation, cellular component: actin cytoskeleton; plasma membrane. The transcript has 5 exons. Gene Ontology annotation, biological process: actin filament bundle assembly. Gene Ontology annotation, molecular function: actin filament binding. The coding region runs from base 217 to 753 and encodes 178 amino acids. NCBI's taxonomy places the organism in Eukaryota, Viridiplantae, Streptophyta, Magnoliopsida, Ericales, Ebenaceae. The record is from RefSeq and is a predicted model, not a curated record.